CGUUCUUUCAGUUUGUCGAGAACGUUUGAACGCAUCGGGACUUUGGAAAUCGUGCGUGCAGGAAAAGCUAAGCAAAGAAACAAGAGAAAAAAUAUUAUUCCAAAUUGCAAGCAAACGCUGAAAAAGAAAUGUGCAAAAUAUAGUGUAAAAAUAAAAGCCAGAAGCGUUAGGCAAAAAUGUGCGGGCAGCGUGAAAAAAGCUAAAACGAGAGCAAGUGUAAAAAUGUAAACUACACACGCACAACGCUUACACAUAAAAUACAUGAAUGUAAGUUGCAGCGCAUAGAAACAUAAAAUUUUCCAUAUCCCGGCGUGAACAAUAAAGCGAAAAUGACAGCAAUACGUUUAAGCAAUAAAGAAAUGCGUGGCAAGCAGCUGCAAAUGGCAACAAGACAACAAUAAUAAAGCAACAUGUAAAGCAUAUACAAGAAAACUAAAAGAAAACCAAAAACGCAAUACAAAAUAAAUAAGCCUAACAGGAAGCAAGCUGCCGUUAAGCGUGAAAGCUUUAACUAGAACUAAGUCCACGUGAGCCAAAUUAAAAAUAUAGCUAGAUAACGCUUCGCUAGUGUGCAGCGAGAGAGAGAGAGUGGGAGAGAGAGAAGCCUCAAUUGACCGCCGAAUACCUCGAAAUCGCCCCCGUCCCACCCCGGUACCGUCUUGGGACACUGAAACAUUCCACCACACAGUAUGGCCUCGGUCGCCGCUUGGCUGCCCUUUGCACGGGCGGCGGCCAUCGGUUGGGUGCCGAUAGCUACGCAUCCAUUGCCACCGCCUCCGAUGCCGAAAGAUCGUCGCAAAACGGACGAUGAGAAGCUACUGAUAAAUGUGUCCGGCAGACGGUUCGAGACCUGGCGCAAUACGCUUGAGAAAUAUCCGGACACGCUGCUGGGCUCAAAUGAGCGUGAGUUUUUCUACGAUGAAGAUUGCAAAGAGUAUUUCUUUGAUCGGGAUCCGGACAUAUUUCGACACAUACUCAACUAUUAUCGCACCGGGAAAUUGCAUUAUCCGAAACACGAAUGCCUCACCAGCUACGACGAGGAGUUGGCCUUCUUUGGCAUCCUGCCGGAUGUCAUUGGUGACUGCUGCUAUGAGGAUUAUCGCGAUCGCAAGCGCGAGAACGCCGAACGCCUCAUGGACGACAAGCUGUCGGAGAAUGGCGAUCAGAAUCUGCAGCAGCUAACCAAUAUACGCCAGAAGAUGUGGCGUGCCUUUGAGAAUCCGCACACAUCGACCAGUGCGCUGGUCUUUUACUAUGUGACCGGCUUCUUCAUAGCCGUCUCCGUGAUGGCCAACGUGGUGGAGACGGUGCCCUGCGGCCAUCGGCCCGGACGUGCCGGCACCCUGCCCUGCGGCGAACGCUACAAAAUUGUGUUCUUCUGCCUGGACACCGCCUGUGUGAUGAUCUUCACCGCCGAGUAUCUGCUGCGUCUGUUUGCGGCGCCCGAUCGCUGCAAGUUUGUGCGCAGCGUCAUGAGCAUCAUCGAUGUGGUCGCCAUUAUGCCCUACUACAUUGGCCUGGGCAUCACGGACAACGAUGAUGUUAGCGGCGCCUUCGUUACGUUGCGUGUGUUCCGCGUCUUUCGCAUCUUCAAAUUCUCCCGCCACUCGCAGGGUCUGCGCAUCCUCGGCUAUACGCUCAAGUCGUGCGCCAGUGAGCUGGGCUUCCUGGUCUUUUCGCUGGCCAUGGCCAUCAUCAUAUUUGCCACGGUCAUGUUCUAUGCCGAGAAAAAUGUAAAUGGCACCAAUUUCACAUCGAUACCGGCGGCCUUCUGGUACACAAUUGUCACAAUGACGACGUUGGGCUAUGGUGACAUGGUGCCGGAGACAAUAGCUGGCAAAAUAGUCGGCGGGGUUUGUUCGCUCAGCGGAGUGCUGGUCAUCGCCUUACCUGUACCUGUUAUUGUAUCGAACUUUAGUAGAAUUUAUCACCAGAACCAGCGUGCGGACAAGCGUAAAGCGCAGCGGAAAGCUCGGCUGGCGCGCAUACGCAUUGCGAAGGCUUCAUCGGGAGCGGCAUUCGUUAAUAAGAAGAAGGCGGCGGAGGCGCGCUGGGCAGCGCAGGAGUCGGGCAUUGAGCUGGAUGAUAAUUACAGGGAUGAGGAUAUCUUUGAGCUGCAGCAUCAUCAUCUGUUGCGGUGUCUCGAAAAGACAACGGAUCGUGAAUUUGUCGAGUUAGAAAUACCAUUUAACGGCCAGCCAAAGCGACCGGGCUCGCCCUCGCCGAUGGCUAGUCCCGCCCACUCGACAAACAGCGCUGCAGGUCUGUUGCAAUCCUGUUGCGGACGCUGUUGUUCCCAGCGUUAUCAGGCCUGCGGCAAGUAUAUGCCAGCCGCCAGCAAUGCUCAAAAUAGCCAAAACAAUCAGCCAAUGGAGGGCACCUACCUGGUGGAGGCAUCCUUCUGAGCCAGCCGUGGAGUAUGGUUAAUGCUAAUGAAGCUGAAGCUAAUUUACGUUUACGUUUAGUCUAACUUGAAAAGUUUUUAAAAAUGAAAUUGUAUUUGUUGUAGACAAGGAAAUACCAAAGAAAGAAAACAAAAAUGUAAUCUACUAUAAAAAAAAAGAAAUCUCUAAAAUUUGAUUUUCGAGUUAAAUGCAAAAUAAUUUCAUUAAAUUUUGCAAAAAACACCAAACACACAAAACAUCUGAAUGUGUAAAAUGUAAUAAUAUACUACACAAACACAAUACAUAAGCUGCACACGAGAAUGGGUAAAAAAACAUAUACAUAGAGCAUAUAUAGGAAUGAUAGAAAAAACUACAGAAUACAAACAGACUACACUUAAUUGCGAAGCGGCAAAGUCGGAUUUGAUUAGCGAGGCCCUGUUAAUAAAUAUUUAAAAUAAUAAAUGCAACACUAUUUACUUUAUAUAGGUGACAAGACGACAACAAAACCAAAAUAACAACAACAACCGAAACAGACGCAUUUUAGAGGAAUUUACUGUGUAUGUUUUUAAGCGGGCAAUAAAUACAAAAUAAUAGCAUUGCAAAUAGAUUGAUAAACAAUUAAUAAAUUAAAGUAACAAAUGUUAGGUACUCACUCAAGCAAGUUGCAUUGGGUCCAAAAAACAAAAAAAAAAAACAAAGAAAGAAAAGUAAUAAUAAAAAAAUAAGAUAAUAAAACAAACAAUUAAAAACUAGCAAAAACAACCACAACAAAUAUCGUGAGCAUACGAUUUGUGUAAUAGCAAAACCAAAAGAACUAUUUAAUUAUUAAAAAAGAAAUUCAAAACAAAAAGGAGAAAUACAAACAAAAUUUUACGUAUUUUUUAAAAAGUCCGUAGUUUAGUGUGUAUAAUAUUCAACUAUCUUGUAUUUUUUCUUCCAAGUCCCUCGGGACUAGCUGUUCAUAAUUUACUUACAUGGGCCAGGCCAAGGGGAAAACUUUGUCCCGGCUCAUUUUAUGAGGACUAGUAGAAUAAUUAAUUUCUUAGCCCAUUGGAGUUUCGUGUAUUGUAUAUUUUUGAUAUAGUCCAGAGGUUUCAGUUGUCAUCCUUUUAAACACUCUAAUGAACAAAUCAAAAUAUUUCGAGAAAAAAAAUUGAACAUUUAAAGAAAACUUUCUUCCAAGAACUAAGUUAGCAACUAUUUAACUGUGUAUGUAUGUGUGUUUAGGCGAGGCUUUAAAUUGAAGCAUUAAAACCAAAAAAACUCUUAGCAAAUUCUAACAAACUCAAAGUAAUAUAAUUAAUUAUAAAUUAAACCAAAUCAAACAUUUAAAAUUAGUUCAAUAUACUUAAAAAAAAAAAAGGAAAACAACACAUUAUUGAGCUUGUAUGUAUGUAUAAUAAAUUUAUUAUGAUUAUUAUUAUUAUUAUUAUUAUUAUAAUUAUGGUGUUGACUAUUUAAAUUGUAUUUUUAGCAUUUAUUUCUAAUACUUUAAGUUCUAAUUUAAUUUAGUACUGUUAAAAGCAACAAAUUCAGCCUAUCUAAAAUCAACUUCAAAUGAAUUCAAUGCAAAAUAUUUAAUAUGAAUGAUUUUAGUCAACAAAACUUAAUAUUAAUAAACAACAAGUUUUGGCCACUAGAGCCAACUCCUGUAGCGAUAUUCUAAAAGAACAACAAACAAACCAAAAAAACUAAAAAAAAAAACUAAUCUAAAGAAUUUCCGUUUUGAUUUUUAGUGAUAUUUAAUUCGAA
This is a messenger RNA of Drosophila montana, 4136 nucleotides long. RefSeq names its product Potassium voltage-gated channel protein Shal (gene Shal). Gene Ontology annotation, molecular function: A-type (transient outward) potassium channel activity; protein binding. Bases 690 to 2405 code for a protein of 571 amino acids. Gene Ontology annotation, cellular component: membrane; voltage-gated potassium channel complex. The transcript has 6 exons. Gene Ontology annotation, biological process: potassium ion transmembrane transport; protein homooligomerization. The record is from RefSeq and is a predicted model, not a curated record. Lineage: Eukaryota; Metazoa; Arthropoda; Insecta; Diptera; Drosophilidae.